Caretta caretta (loggerhead turtle) is the source of this 1217-nucleotide messenger RNA. Its product is annotated as ribonuclease-like. NCBI's taxonomy places the organism in Eukaryota, Metazoa, Chordata, Testudines, Cheloniidae. Gene Ontology annotation, molecular function: RNA nuclease activity; nucleic acid binding. Gene Ontology annotation, biological process: defense response to Gram-positive bacterium. The record is from RefSeq and is a predicted model, not a curated record.
UCUCUCCAGCCAGGCUCGGUAUAUAACACCCACCCAGAAAGUACGGAGCCUCAGACACUUUGCAGGCAGCUGAUCCAUACUCCAAGGGAAACCGAGGCAUCAGGACUGGGACAGCCAUGGCUCUGAAGGAACCCCGCCCAGCAUUGCUGCUGCUGCUGGUUUUGCUGCCCGCCUGGCUGGCUCUGGGCCGGAGGGAGACGCGCCACGAGAAAUUCCACCGGCAGCACGUGGACUUCCCGAAGACCAGCGCCCCGGACGCCCGGCGCUACUGCAACCUCCUGAUGCCGCGGAGGAACCUGACAGCUGAUGCCUGCAAACCCACCAACACCUUCAUCCACGCGGGGCCAGCCGAGGUGGACGGCGUCUGUAGCUCAGGGGGCACCCCCAGCACCGAGAAUUACUACGACAGCAACGCGCCCUUUGAGAUCACCACCUGCCGGGUGGCAGGGGGCGCUCAGAGACCCCCCUGCAACUACCGCGGGAGAACCAGCACCCAGCGGAUCCGCGUGGCAUGCGUGGGAGGGCUGCCCGUGCACUAUAAAACACAGCUCUAGGGGCAAGGAGGCGAGAGGGGGGAGGGACAGUGAGGUUGGCAAUUUCAUCUGAGUUUAAAGAAAUUAGGACCCAAUGGGGCCAGGUCCCUCGCUGGUGCGACUGGGAGUUCAGCAGCUUAAAUCCCUUAGAUCCCUACCCCACCCGCACCCUCUUCUGCCCCACUGCCCACUCGACACUAUAGCCGCCCCUUCCCCACCCCCACGCUCUGCUGCCCCCUAGUGCUCAUUAUACAGUAUAGCCGCCCCUUCCCCACCCCCACGCUCUGCUGCCCCCUAGUGCUCAUUAUACAGUAUAGCCCCCCUUCCCCACCCCAACGCUCUGCUGCCCCCUAGUGCUCAUUAUACAGUAUAGCCGCCCCUUCCCCACCCCAACGCUCUGCUGCCCCCUAGUGCUCAUUAUACAGUAUAGCCGCCCCUUCCCCACCCCCACACUCUGCUGCCCCCUAGUGCUCAUUAUACAGUAUAGCCGCCCCUUCCCCACCCCCACACUCUGCUGCCCCCUAGUGCUCAUUAUACAGUAUAGCCGCCCCUUCCCCACCCCCACACUCUGCUCCCCCUAGUGCUCAUUAUACAGUAUAGCCCCCCUUCCCCACCCCCACACUCUGCUGCCCCCUAGUGCUCAUUAUACAGUAUAGCCGCCCCUUCCCCACCCCCACACUCUGC